Molecule: messenger RNA, 1900 nt
Organism: Paralichthys olivaceus (Japanese flounder)
Lineage: Eukaryota; Metazoa; Chordata; Actinopteri; Pleuronectiformes; Paralichthyidae
Source: RefSeq, a predicted model, not a curated record
GAAACGCGGCGAUCUGUGCCACUAACCUUGAACCAGUAGUAUACUACCAUGCCUAAGAGUGAUACCUGGCCAGGUGGCAUUGGAUUGGAGACGAUGAGCGGCAUGGACUCUGCUGGCAGCUGUGACAGCGUCGUCAGUGCCAAUUCUGGCUUUAGCGAUGAUAGUCUGGAGCACCUGUCUGCUGAAGAGAAGGCCUGCCUCAUGUUUUUGGAGGAGACAAUUGAGUCUUUGGACACUGAGGAGGAUAGUGGAUUGUCCAAUGACGAGCCCGACCAGAUGCCCAGUCCUGGUAAUCUCGCUAUCAAACUGGCUGACCUGUCAGCCUCCAUGAGCAAAAGCAAGCUGAACGAUUUACAGAAACAUCCCUCCAGAGAAUACAUCAAGGAGAACGCUGACACGAAACCCCUGCAGAGUCACCUGGUUCCUACACCUCUUGUUAUGGCAGGCGGCACUCUCUGUUCUGUAUCCAGCACCAAACCAGGGGUUCCUCCAGAUGAAAACCUCUCCAAGCCUCAGAUCGCACCUCCAAGCAACAAAUCUCAUCAAAAACCCAACCAGAAACCUGUUGUUCACUUUGAGGUGAAUGUUGUGAUACCUCCUCCCACGAAACCCAAGGAAAACUCUGUCAGGACGGCUGAGGGUCCUUUACCGAGAGGACCUCUGUCGUACGAUGCGCUUGUUUAUCUGCAAAGGAGUGCCUCCACGAAGAAGACCCCUCUAUGCCCCACAGUUGAUCACACUAUAGAAUCGGACAAGCAUCCUCCCGCCUUGAUGGAAGGCCCAAAGUUCGGAAACAUGCCGAGAUCUGACCAAUCCCACCGAGAGUUUUCCAAGCCGAAUUCAAUUCCUCCAGUUGUGCCGCCUAAACCCAAAAAUAUUCCUGCCGGCAUUUUUGCAAAAACACAGAAUGGAGCUUCGACAAUCCCAAACUCUUCUGACAGUAUCAAGCAUGCGAAAGAUGCCCAGGUGGUGAGACAGAAGGCUUUGCAGAAGCUCGGCCUCCUGAACGAUGAAGAACAAGAAAAUGAGACACUUGCUCCACUACCUCCCCCCAAAUCUCACCCCUUUUUGGACCCAACACCUAAAAGAUUUACAAAUGCACCAAGAAGCCCAUCGUUCUCUUAUUCUCAAGUGCCCAAGAACAAGCCUCUGCAGAGCAGCGCCAGUUUCCAUCACCACUCGAGAUCUGACCAUCAGUCUGCAUCUGCAUCACAUCCAGUUCAGCCCAAAGUAUUAAAGACAGAUGUUCUGGAGGACCAGCGGAAAGGUGGGAACUUUCCUGAACGGGGACACAUCACAGGGGCUGAGCCAGUGAAGACCACCUCUGCAGCUCGGCCUCAAAAACCCUCUAACUCUGUUGGAUAUUCUGUAAUGGUGGUGCCGGGGAUGGGAGCCGAUCGGAGAGAAGCACUCAGAAAACUCGGACUGCUUAAACACUGAAAACAGGUGGGCGGGAGAAGUGUGACUGCAUAGAUGCAGUGGAGAGUUCAGAGAACCAUCAGCUUACUGAGAGUUAGAGCAUUAAGAGGGAACUUGGCACUCGACACUUUUGGCAAACUUACGCAUGAGGAUGAAGAGGAAGAAUUUAAAAGGGAAGACCAGGACUUUCAACCUAGGUUGAACUUGCUUACCUGAGGGAAGUUUCUUUUCUUUUUUUCUAUAACAAAUUGCAGUUGGUCACAACAAGAUCUCAAACGAGCCCAAAGAGUUCAUAUGAAACUAGAAUAGAGCGUACCUACACUAAGGCUAUAAAACUGGUUCUAUAGUUUUUGAUUACUCCUGCUAAUAGACAAAGAAACUAAAAGUACAUACCUCUGCAACUGUCCCCUUAAAUCCAAUCAAGCUGCACCAAAGAGCAGAAAUGUAAAGAUAUCAGUUCCCUUAAUAUGCUUGUUUUUAA